AUGGGUAAUAAGUUAUCGUGCUCUUGUGCUCCGCUCAUAAGGAAAGCAUACAGAUACGAAGAUUCACCGUGGCAAACAUCGAGGAGAAGAGAUGGUCAUCUGCUAAGGUACAGGCUUUGGGCGGAAGUUUUCCACGUUUCUAGCGGUACGGGCACGAUAAAAUGGCAACAAGUUUCAGAAGAUUUGGUACCCGUCAAUAUAACAUGCAUACAAGAUUCACCGGAAUGCGUUUUCCACAUAACUGCCUAUAACAGCCAAGUCGAUAAAAUAUUAGACGUACGACUCGUUCAACCAGGUACUCGAAUCGGUCAAGCAUCGGAAUGUUUCGUUUAUUGGAAAGAUCCCAUGACGAGUGAUACCUGGGGACUUAAUUUCACGUCUCCCAUUGAUGCAAAACAAUUUAAAGAAUGUUGCUCACCGUCUUUCAAAUUUUCACGAAAAGCUUCAUCAUCGUACAGUUUAAAAUUAGAUCCGCCAAAUAAGCAAAAAAUAAAAACAAAACGUAAACCGUUAUCGACUCCAGCGAGUCCGAGUAGGUCACGUGAGCCACAAUGCACGUGCAUGACAGCCGAACAAUAUGCUAGAUUAAGAGCACAAGAUCCUAGAUAUCGUAGGGGAUCGUCUACUUUACCUAGAGCCACGACAAGAGCGACGGAAACGGAUACGGGUGUCAGGAGUGAAAAAGUCACGGCUGCAACUUCGAGCACGUCACUAUACGACAACGUCACGGGAAACAAAACGCAACAAACACGCUCAACAUCCGCAGGAGAAAAUACAGGUACGAAAACGACGAGAGAUCGCGGAACUCAACAACAAACAGAUUCGGGUACCAUGACAUCAACGACGGGAAAACAAACGGUCAUACAAAACCACAUUGGAUCCCAAGUGAGUUUUUUUCAAAACGAGGAAAGAAACGAAACCACAACCGAAAAAUGUAAAAGCGAAGGUACUCAAGCGGGAGGAACUCUUUCUCAAAUUUCAACUCAAACAAGUCACAAAAAUCAAACAAAUAAAAACAGAGAUCAUCACCAUCACAUUCUCACAUCAACAAGAAGCAUCGAUUACGACAUUGAUCUGGUACCCAUGAGCAAAUCAACGGACGACAUGAGAGACGAACAAAGAGACAUGAACCUCGAUUCGAACACCCUAAAGAAAAUGUUAAAACCGAUGAUGAGCAAUGAAAGUCCGGCUACGUCACCGGAAAUGACGAGAAGAAGAUAUGCGUCUUCUAAUUACUAUAACACUCAUCAUCCUUCUCAUUACGGUCAUCAUCAAUAUCGAGAACAUCAAUUCAAUAACAGAAACGUCAUGAGUGACGUCGAAGGAACGCCACGGGGUCACCGGAAACAAAUAAUAACCGAUCGGGAAAGAAACGCAAGAUUUUCCGGUUCAAGGUCAUCUCACGAAAUCGGUAGAGGUUAUCCGAAUCGCGACAGAGGACUUUAUUUAGAACUGGAAAGAACUGGAGUGCCGCCACCGGAUAUGUCGCCACCAUCGGACAACGUACUUUUCGACAACCAAUGUUACGCCACGACACCGAGCUCGAGUAACGGUAAUUCUGAUUUAGAUGCACCGACAACGAAUUAUCGGGGAGGUCACUAUCGGACCCCUUCGGCACCGGGAAGUCCGACAUCCAGAUUGUUACUCGAAUACGAAAUGCAUUUGCGUAACACACUCGCCAAAGGCAUGGAUGCAGAAAGUUACAGUUUGCACACGUUCGAAGCGUUGCUCAGUCAAUCGAUGGAAAAUUUAGAAUUUGCCGAAAGCAUUCCAACUACAAAAUCAUCGACUCUUCCACUAUCGAAUCGUUUGAGCUUCGAAAGGCCCCCGAAUUCCACGCGUGAUCGCGAAGGAUACUACAGCGAUCGUAACGAAUUAAUGCGCGAAAGAGAGCGUGACCGCGGAUACCUGAGCGACCACAACACUUCGAGUCGAUGCGCGUCUUGUUUGGGCGAAUCCGCAAGAGCUCAAUGGUUUCGUCAUUCCGACGGUUGGCGUUCCGGAAGUUCCGCAUUGGGUUCCGGUACCGGAUCGGGUAUCAUGAGUCAAAGUUCGAUAUCUAGUCACAAGAGGUCACCGUGGGAUUCUUUACCAUCUCUGAGACACGAUAACAGCCGAGACGAUAGCAGUUAUAAGAGUAUGAGAGGAGAUUCGUUCGAUCAAAGCAGCAUUUUCGACAGACAAGAUAGUCAGAGAUCAGAUUACAUAAGCGCGAGAGAUUCAAGGUACGGAAUGGUACAGCAAGCAUCAGUUGAAAGUGCAGAUUCUCGUUUAUGCUACCUCACGUCAUCCGAGAUGUCAGACGAAGACCGAAUGUCUCUGACAACGGCUGUCAGCGACGAAGAGGAUGGAGAAUCCGUUCACAAUUCUCCGUAUCGUGCCAAACAAACUGGAACGGCUGCUGCUUCCUUCAAUUGCACUGGAGCCGUUCGAAAAGCCGGAUUUCUAAGCGUUAAAAAAUGGCUUUUGCGUAAAAAACAUCAGAUAGAACUCGCUAGAAAAAGAGGUUGGAAAGGUUAUUGGGUUUGUUUGAAAGGAACGACUUUGUUAUUUUACCCGUGCGAUAGUCGAGAAGGAAGAUCCGUGGAAGCUGCACCCAAACAUUUAAUUAUUGUCGAUGGAGCUAUUAUGCAACCGAUACCGGAACAUCCGAAAAGAGAUUAUAUAUUUUGUUUGAGUACAGCUUUCGGUGAUGCUUAUUUAUUUCAGGCACCCUGUCAAGUUGAACUUGAAAAUUGGGUUAAUAGUAUACACAGUGCUUGUGCAGCUGCAUUUGCAAGACACAGAGGUAAAACAGGAACAUUACAUCUCCUGCAAGAAGAAAUAUUCAGAUUAGAAAAAGCCAUUGAAUCGUUAACUUCUUUUCAGAUUUCAAUAGAUUUACAACAAAGCGUAGUUUCUGAUCCGGAGACAAAACAACAAAUUUAUGGCCAAAUCGUCGAAUGGGAAGAAAAUUUAGAAAGAUUACAUUGCGAACAAUUUAGACUCAGAUGUUACAUGGCGAGUUUACAUAAUGGAGAACUUCCUAAUCCAAAGAGUCUUUUAACUCAUGUUUCAAGAGCAACGAAAAACACUCUUAAUAAAUUGGGAGUAUUUACUGUAUCUUCAUUUCAUGCUUUUAUAUGUGCAAGAAGUCCAUCAUUGCUAAAUAAUUUAUUAGCAGGAAGAGGAGCAACAAAAAGAAGGCCUCCCAUGUUGUCUAGAAGUAAUUCAGGAAGUUCUAGAAGGAGUCUUCAAAUGAAUUCAAAAGAUGAAUCAGAAAAGAGUGUCAAGGUUUCACUUCCAGACAAUCAGACGGCACAUGUGUACAUUCGAGAAUCAAUGUCGGUUGAGGAAUUCUUGGCCAGUGCUUGCAAUAGAAAGAACUUAAAUGCCAUGGAACACUUUGUUAGAGUUAAGAAAAGACGAGAUAUGGAAGAUCACAAUUAUUUUGUACCUCACAGAACAGAUCUCAUCGAAACAUAUCUCCAUACUCAUGAAAUUGUCGAAGUUUGUGCCAAAAUAUUAUACCAAGUAGAAUUACAAAGAACCACACUCGAACAAAUGUGGGGAUUUUCUGUUGAAGCUGAACUUAUCGAAAAUGCUGAUAAGCAAGAUGAACUUUGUUGUUAUGUCAGUAGAGUAGAAGACAAGAGUGUUGCAAUGCAAAACGGAAUAAUAAAAGGGGAUGAAAUAAUGGUUAUUAAUGGAGCCAUAGUCAGUGAUUUAGAUAUGAUGUAUUUAGAAAGUGUACUUCAAGAAGAAUUGGCUCUUUGUAUGAUGAUGAGAUCUAGCAGAACAGAACCGCCUGAUUUAACUGCUGUUUCUGGAAUUAUGAGAUCAACAGAUGACAUAAUUGAAAGCUUAGUUUGCCCCCCACCACCAUCAGAUCCCCCAGUGAUCAGUGAGGAAAUGAUAUCUGGCUUAAUCGUGCCUGCUCCAGCCUGGAGUAAAGAAUUGUAUUCCCCAGAUGAACCUGAAACAUCCCCAGCUGUAUCAUCUGAAAAUCCAAAAGCAACAUCUAGGACUAAUUCAUUCGAAAUUGAAAAUCUUUUGAAAACUGCUGAACAAGUUACAGCUAGAAAUAGUCCUACAGGAAGCGUGGCUAGUCAACAAUUACAAAGUAUUUAUCCACCUGGGAGACAAUUAACACAUGCUGAAAAACUUAGAAAAGUGAUUUUGGAAUUGGUAGACACAGAAAGAACCUACGUUGAACACUUGAACAAUCUCUUAGAAAAUUAUUUAAAACCAUUGAAAAAGGAAACAUUUUUAUCAAAUGCGGAAAUUAAUGCCCUCUUUGGUAAUAUACAAGAAAUCGUUACAUUUCAAAGGCUGUUUUUACAAAAUUUGGAAGAAUCGUUAAAACUCGAACCGGACUUUCACAAAUUUGAUCAUCCUAGUCAAUUUAAAAAUGUUCUUCUCUCUAUCGGAAGCGCUUUUCUGUAUUAUGUUAAUUAUUUUAAACUGUACAGUUCAUUUUGCGCAAGUCAUUCAAAAGCUCAAAAAGUUUUACAUCCCAAUGAAGGGAAUCAAGCAUUGCAAGAAUUUUUAGCAGCGAGAAAUCCGAGACAACAACAUUCUUUUACCCUAGAGUCAUACUUAAUCAAACCAAUACAAAGAAUUUUAAAGUAUCCGUUGCUACUUCAACAGCUUAGAAAUCUCACGGAUCCACAAAGCAAUCAACAUCAGCAUUUAGUCGAGGCAUUGAAAGGAAUGGAAAAAGUCGCGGAACACAUAAACGAAAUGCAAAGAAUACACGAAGAAUAUGGUGCGAUAUUCGAUCAUUUGUUCAGACAACAUCAGAAAUCUUGCAAACAGCCUAUCGAUUUGAGUCCCGGGGAUCUUUUGUACUAUGGCGGAGUCGAAUGGUUAAAUAUAUCUGAUUUUCUGGGUAAAAUAAAAAAAGGACUCGAACUUCACGCCAUGUGUUUCGUUUUUAAAUCUGCUGUUGUUUUCCUUUGCAAAGAAAGGCUUCGUCAAAAGAAAAAAUUGAUGGGUGUUUCUUCCAAGAGCAGUUCGAACGAAGUAGAAAUAAUUCGAUAUCAAGUAUUGAUACCAGUUACCGAAGUUCAAGUGAGAGCAUCGUCUGCUAAAGAUAUGGAUUCUCACUUUUUAUGGGAAUUGAUUCACUUGAGAAGUCAACUACAUCGAAGAUCGGAAAAAGUUUACGUUUUAUCCAAUAGCACGGCCGAUUUUAGAAACGCUUUUUUGAAAACUAUUAGACAAAUCAUUCGUGAGAGUGUGCGAAAUAUGAGUAUACCUGCCACAAAACCAGGUAACUCUUCGUUGAACGGUGCGUUAACACUACCGAAACCUCCUCCUCGAGAUUUUAGCACUUCCAGCAAGGGAAGCACUUCCGGUAAAAAAAAAAAAAAAAAAUUUCGAUAA
Pediculus humanus corporis (human body louse) is the source of this 5367-nucleotide messenger RNA. Its product is annotated as still life, sif, putative. Bases 1 to 5367 code for a protein of 1788 amino acids. The record is from RefSeq and is a predicted model, not a curated record. Gene Ontology annotation, cellular component: synapse; membrane. Gene Ontology annotation, molecular function: guanyl-nucleotide exchange factor activity; protein binding. Gene Ontology annotation, biological process: activation of GTPase activity; positive regulation of axonogenesis; small GTPase-mediated signal transduction. The transcript has 34 exons. Lineage: Eukaryota; Metazoa; Arthropoda; Insecta; Psocodea; Pediculidae.